AAAGACUUUGUUUCGCAAAGACUCGCGGUAGCCACGCAGGAUAUUUUAGCGGCCGUGGAAGGAAUCGUAGCAGGAUAUGAGGAGGAGGCUUCGUUCUUAAGGGAGCAAAUCGACCGGCAGAGGAAGCAGCUGGAGCUGCUGCAGCAGCCGCGGGUUCAACUGAAUUUAGCUGGUGAAAAUCAAAGCAGGAGACAGAGUGACCAGGAGGAGAAGGAGGAGGAGGAGGGUGAAACUGAGGAAGACGAUAACAGUCUGACAAGGUUCUUCAGAAGAAUCAUAUACUUUUCCUCAGGGUCAAUACAGAAAGUUGUUACACAGUGGAACUUGUGGAUCUCCAGAUUUGCUUUCUGGAAAACCCACGGACUAAAGUGCUGACUAAAAAUGGUAAAUAAAAUCAUACAGGAUUAAAGGAGUAGUUCUAGUUUUAUACAUGGUUGUAUCAGUCACUGCAGAGACACGUUUUCAGUGUUAGAUACAUAUUAGUGAUUGUUCCUAAAACUCAUCUACACUGUGAAGCAAACACAACAUAAAGUAGUUUUUCUUCUGUUCCUUCAAAGUUCUGAAAAAAUGUCCAAUGUUGACACUUAAGUGUCCUCGAAGUCUUCGGGAGUCAGACCUCCUGGACCUGAUAAGGUCCAGCGUCCCUCAGCUGGCAGGGCAGAACCAACCUUUUGACAUCCUGACGUCUGACAAGGGGCGGAGCUUACAGUGUUUGGACCCAAAGACCUGGACACUGGAGGAAUUCUUUGAAAAUAUUCAUUCUGCUGAAGGCCAGACAUCCACCAUCUUCAUCAGACCAAAGAUACAAAAAGAGACAGAAAAAAUGGAGGAAGGGUCAAAUCUGGAGACAAAGGCCUCUACGUCUGCUGCCCCCAUGUGGCCAUGUGAAGACAUCAGCCCACAGACCAGGUACACCAGGUGGAACAUCAAAUCAGAAUUUAACAUUUCAAAAAUUUCACAAGUUCUUUUCUGUUUUUCCCAAAGCAGUUAUCUUUGUGAUGAGAAGGUUGAGGAGGAGGAGGAGGAGGAGGAGGAGGCCAAAGAGGAAGGGCGCAGCAUUAACAUCCUGUUUACAAGCUCAACAUCUCAGGAGGAAAGCAACAUGCUAACAGAAGAAGCUAAUGAUGAGAAUCUGAGGAUGCUGCCGGUUCUGGACACUGUGUUCUGUCCUACAGCUCAAAGUGAACAUGAAGUCAAAGUAGGAAAAGAUCUCAGACCUGACGAGAGAGAGGAGAAGAACCAGAACAUGAAAAUGAAUAAGCAGGAAAAUGGUGACAACAUCCCUGUUUGUAAAGUCUGUGGAGCUUUCAACGGAUCUGACGAAGCAUUCGUCCAACAUGUCUGGAGUCACACUGACGAUGCAGGAAGUGUCUGCGGCAUCUGUGGAGAACGUCUGGAGACCACAGAGUUCCUGAAGGAUCAUCUUCAACAGUGCCAUGAAUCUCACAGUAUUGAUGAACACAUGACCACACAAUCGGACCGGACGCUGCAGAAAUGCAACCUGUGUGAGGCUGCCUUUGUGUCGAAGAUGUCCCUGGAGAACCAUCAGAAGAUCCACGAGGGUCUAAAACCUCAGGAGGAGCUGAAGAAGAAGAAGAUGCACAUGUGUGGCGUUUGCGGCAAAUCCCUCAGCGACUACAGGUCUCUGUCCCGGCACAAGAUGAUCCAUUCUGGAGAAAGACCGCACCGAUGUGAGGUCUGUGGGCGGAGCUUCAAACUGGCCGGCACCUUAAGGCAACAUGAGAAGAUCCACAUGGACCGAGAGCGAUCGUACCUGUGCGACGUCUGCUGCAAGAUGUUCCUGACCAGCAAGCAGCUGCAGAUCCACAUGAGGACACACACUGAUGAGAAACCCUACAGCUGCAACCAGUGUGGACGCGGGUUUAACACAAAGGGAACACUGACCAUUCACAUGAGGAUCCACACCGGAGAAACACCGUACCGCUGCCCUGACUGUGGGUGGGCCUUCAAGCGCAAGAGCAACCUGGACAACCAUGUCACCACCCACUCGGGUGUCAAAGCCUUCAUCUGCGGCGUUUGUGGGAAGGCGUGUGCUCGCAAGACGCACUUGAAUGUUCACAUGAGGACACACAACGGCGAGAGGCCGUACAAGUGUACGCUGUGCGACAAAGCGUUCACGCAGAGCCACUGCCUCAAAACACACAUGAAAAGUCACCGCACGGCAGAAGCUGUGACGUAGCAAAAAAACACAUGACAACUGAUUGGAAUCUGACCAGUUAUAUGAAGCACUUUCUGUACAUUGCGGUAGGUUGCGUGCUAACACAUGCUAUUUAAAUUAAAUCUAAUAAAAUACUAAUGAUUA
This is a messenger RNA of Cynoglossus semilaevis (tongue sole), 2323 nucleotides long. RefSeq names its product zinc finger protein OZF-like. Gene Ontology annotation, cellular component: nucleoplasm. Gene Ontology annotation, biological process: regulation of transcription by RNA polymerase II. The record is from RefSeq and is a predicted model, not a curated record. Bases 575 to 2200 code for a protein of 541 amino acids. NCBI's taxonomy places the organism in Eukaryota, Metazoa, Chordata, Actinopteri, Pleuronectiformes, Cynoglossidae. Gene Ontology annotation, molecular function: DNA-binding transcription repressor activity, RNA polymerase II-specific; RNA polymerase II cis-regulatory region sequence-specific DNA binding. The transcript is spliced from 4 exons.